AUGCGCAUGGGCACAAGCGCAGAAAGCCAUGUGGGGUUCGUCUACCAAAAGAUUCCAAAACAAAGGCAAAAACCAACAGAGGCACAGCAGCGACACCAGCAGCAGCGAGAAUUCCCGCGCACUAAGCAGAAGCUCGUGGCGCCUGUUAUUGCUGACUCGGCUAAUGCGGCAGCAGAGUGCAGUGGUGAAGACAACAAGCAGAUACAGAGGAAGCAGUUGCAGUUGCAGCUGGUCUUGCUUCAGAGACAACUGCAGGAACUUCAGCAGCACCAGCAGCAGCGGCGACAUCCCAGUAAGCUGCAGAAGCAGAGGCAACAGUUGUUGAGAGCACUAGAGGUUACAAAGGAGGAGACUCUACAAGUGCUGCAGCUGAUGCUGCACCACCAGCAGCAAGGAUUGCUGCUGCAGCAGCAGCUGCAGCUAGUCGCGCUGGUGCAGCAAGAGCAAGGAGAGCGUGGUGUAUCGCAAGCAAAGCUUAUUGAGGGAGCAGCACGGCUAUUAGAGCAACAGCAUCUUCAGGAACAUCAGGAGCUCGUGCAAAAGCUCUCUAUGCAAUAUUGGGAAGAGAGUUGGAGGCAACAAACGCUGCUGAAGGAAGCAACAGCAGCAGUUGCUGUGCAGAGGCUUCCCGCAGCCCCAGUAGGACGGAGCUCUGCACUCGGUAGCAAGGUGCAACAGGUGAGGCAGGAGCUGCGCGAGAAACAAAAGCAGCUGCAGAACCUGGAAGUCAUGCAGCUCCAGGACGAGCAAGGGCAGAGAAAGCUGGAGCAGCAUCAGCGACACGAUGCUGAAGGGAUGUGGCUAAACAAGUGGAUGUGCUACUGCUGUAGGAUCGCCGCUGCUGGGCGGCUGCAGCAAAUGGCGCAGAUCUUCGCUGCAGCAGUCUCCAUGCUGCCGCAUCCCGUGUCUUCGCAAAAGGAGGCAAUCGCAGCACGACAGCAGCAAAAAAUGCCGUGCUGUUGCUCUGGGUGUUGUUAUCCCGUGUACCGUGGUAACAAUGAGCAACCAGCAGCGGCUGCUGCCCGCGUGGAGCUGAUGAGCGCCGCUCACCCUCAGCAGCAGCUGCUACUGCUUCGCCGCAUAUUUUCUGCUUUUCAAGUAGACCAGCUGCUAGAACGAGGAUCGCUGAUGCAAGAGCAGCAGCAACAGGCAAUUACAGCAGCCCGUGCAGAAGCACUCCUGGUACACUUUAGAGACGUCAGUGUCCAGGGUUCCGACAUCGACGCACGCACUACACCGGCAGGAACUGCAGCAGGAAAGGAAAAUGCCGCCAUAAAUAUGCCGUACCAGUGCCCUUGUAGGCAGCAAAACCGGUGUAUCGGACUCAGCAGCGGCGCCACCAACAACAGCAGUAACUGUACAGUAUGCAUUUGUGGGGCGGCGGCUGCUUUGGCUGACCUUUUACCCUCGAUUCCCUGUUCCAGGGGUUACGGGGUGGAGCUGCAGUUUUGCUGCCAAGGGCAGCAACAGCUGCAAAAGAGAUUAUGUCGCCCCAUCAGGCGUCAUGGGCCAUCUGCAGAUUCAACGACAGCUGCUUCGACAACAGCACCAGUAACGAAGAUGCCUUCUGGGCGCCUUCCCACGAAGUACGACAGCGACGCAAGAAGUAGGGGAGGAGCAGGCUGUGAUACAAGCAGCAGUGUUGUGGUCAUUUUGCCUUGUCUGUCUCCUCUGUGCUCCGCUUGCUGUUACGGCGAUUCGCUGCUUCUCCAGCUACUGCGGUGCAGCUUCCCACUGGCGGUGCAGCAGCAACUGUUGCAGCAGGAGGUGGUCAUGCAACAGCGAAUGCCACUAAUAACCGUAAUCGAUAAACAAGAGCAACAGCAGCUGGAGCAAAAAUGCAUGCAAGACUGGAAAGAAGCAAAAAUGGCUAACCUGGACCUAUCCGCUGUGCCGGUAGCAGGGGCCCAAGCCAACAUCAGAAGAGGCAUGGUGGAGUGCCCUUUGGAGGAUACAUUUGAUGCACUGCAGCUGCUGCAGCAGCAACUGCAGCAGGACCACUCUCAGCCCAUGCAGGUGCAACAUGAGCUUGGCUAUGGUGUUACUUCGGAGACGAACUGUUUGGAGGCAGCAUUUCGCCGUCAUUUCGAGAAGCUUCUGGAGGUACAGAGGCACAAAAUGCACCUGCGGGGCCCGGCGCGUUUAAGGGAUCAAGGACAAGCGCCUGAAUCAGUAGGGCACAGCGACGAGGAAGAUGAGGCAAUACGCCAAAAAAGAAUCAACCUCUCGGUUGUUGUGUCCCCUACGUCGUGUAAACAGGAACGUGCUGGAACUCCCUUUCAGCGACAAUCAAAAAGGCCGCGACGUUCUAAGACACUUCCCGGACUAUCUGAGAGUUUACAUGUAGUAGCAGACGCAGCAUUACCGACUAUAGGGGAUGGCUCAACAGCAUCAGCUGGGAGUGACUUCAGCAGUGCCUGCUGCAAUGAAGCAAGAGUGCCCGUCACUAUUUCAGACGAUGCCGACGGAUCAAAGGCAACGGUGGCGAUACGGCUGCACCCCCAUGAGGCGCAGCUGCUGCGCGCAUGUGCAGUUGCCGCAGUGAAGCCGACCAAGUUUUCAUGCAAGAGGGCUCUGCAGCUUCUAAUGCAGCAGCGUCGGCUGCUACAGCAGCACCAGAGUGAAGGCGACAAGGUGGAGUAUGUGUCUCCACGGACGGCCGGUCGGGACGAGCGCAGAUGGGUACCUAACACGGCAUCGAGUCUCCAGUUGAUGUCAAGUAAUGCAACGUGGUCGGCGUUUUCUGACUCUGAUUGCUGCAGUACCCACAGUAGCCGAUCCACGUGUACCAGUAGAAGCGGAAAGGGGACGGCUGGUCGACGUUCAGCGCUCAUAGCUGUGGCGGAGGAGCAGCUGCAGCAGGUCAGGAGGCACUUGGUGGAAACGCAGACAGCGUUGAGACAGCAACUGCUUCUGAAGCUGCUGCAGAGGGACUUUUCCGACCAUCGUGUCACAAACGCAUCAAGCAUGGAGAAGGGCACAGUCCCCGUGGCCAGCAGCAGCUGCAGCUGUUCUCCGCAGCUGCAUCUAGAGCAGCAGGAGGUACUCUUUAAGGGGGGCAAGGGCAGCUGCAUGUGGUGGAGACAGUAUUACAUGCUCCUCGGCGAGCUUGCAGUAUUGAAAGAAAAGGCCCUCUACAAGGCGAUCGACAUCUGCCUACAGGAACAGCAGUCUCCCGUCUCGCAGGCGCUGCGGGGGACGCAGCAGCAAGUGCAGCAGCAGCAACUGCAACGGCCUCGUGAAGAGCAAGUUAAAGGAACGUCUGUUUCGGCGAACAAAACAUUAGUAGCGGACGGGGAUGAGCCAAACAUCCUCAAGACCAGCGGCAUGGGUUGUCGGUUGUCAGACCCUCUGCUGCAGUCGCCAUUGGCUCCUCGGAAACGCCGGUCUCAGGGGGGAUUUUGA
Eimeria mitis is the source of this 3405-nucleotide messenger RNA. RefSeq lists its product as uncharacterized. NCBI's taxonomy places the organism in Eukaryota, Apicomplexa, Conoidasida, Eucoccidiorida, Eimeriidae. The record is from RefSeq and is a predicted model, not a curated record.